This is a messenger RNA of Neolamprologus brichardi, 1117 nucleotides long. Its product is annotated as N-acyl-aromatic-L-amino acid amidohydrolase (carboxylate-forming) B-like. Gene Ontology annotation, molecular function: aminoacylase activity; hydrolase activity, acting on ester bonds. The record is from RefSeq and is a predicted model, not a curated record. Gene Ontology annotation, cellular component: cytosol. NCBI's taxonomy places the organism in Eukaryota, Metazoa, Chordata, Actinopteri, Cichliformes, Cichlidae.
CCACACAGUGUGGUACAGUGCAGUGGACAGGAGGUGGUUGAGAAACGUGUUCAAUAAGUCAGGAAAGUCUCUCAGCUCUCAGUCAGAUGGAGGUAGACCAGGUGGUGCCUUUGCCAAGGUUGCCCCGGGUCGCUGUGUGUGGAGGUACCCAUGGCAACGAGCUGUCCGGUGUGUAUUUGGUGCGAGAGCUGCUGAAACUGCAGAGAGAAGUUAUGAAGAAAGAGCAAGAGGAGGACUCGAAGCCUGCGUUGGUGCUGCUGGUGCUGUCAAACCCGCGGGCAAUGCAGCAGUGUCGCCGAUACGUAGACACUGAUCUGAACCGCUGCUUUACCCACGCCACCCUCAAUGGUCCCCUCUCAGACAUGGCCCCCUAUGAGAUUAUCAGGUCCCGAGAGCUGAACGCCCUGCUAGGACCCAAGGGCAGUCCGGAGGCAGUGGAUCUGGUCUGCGACCUCCACAACACCACUGCCAACAUGGGCCUGUGCUUCAUCGGAUACUCUGACUGUGACUGGAUCUGCCUGCACAUAUUUAGACACCUGCAAAGGGAGAUGCCAGAUACACCAAUGAGAUUCCUACAUUUUGAUGUGUCCAACAAAGAGUCCUAUUCCCUUGAUUCAUUGGGAAAACAUGGCUUUGCCAUGGAGAUCGGCCCUCAGCCCCACGGCGUGGUGAGGUCAAACAUCUAUACAGCAAUGAAAGUGGGUGUCCAGCACAUGCUCGACUGGAUCCGCCUCUUUAACUCAGGUAAUGUGUUUGAGGGAGGAUUUGUGGACGUGUUCACCAUGGUUAAACACAUCGACUACCCGAGAGACAGCGAGACCCGCAAUAUCACAGCAGCCAUUCAUCCUUGUCUCCAGGACCGAGACUUCUGCCUGCUCCACCCUGAAGACCCGCUGUUCCAGACGUUCUCAGGAGAAACAGUGAGGUAUAAAGGCACUGAACCUCUCUAUCCUUUCUUCAUCAACGAAUGCGCUUACUACGAGAAGGGCAUCGCUCUCUCCCUGGCAAGAAAGAGGUGCAUCACGAUUCCUGCAAUCCGGGUGCAGACGGAGCAGGAGCAACAAGCUAAUGAGCAGGGAUUUGCAUCAGAAGAAGAGGAGUGAAGACGUUCCCAACA